Molecule: messenger RNA, 1232 nt
Organism: Stomoxys calcitrans (stable fly)
Lineage: Eukaryota; Metazoa; Arthropoda; Insecta; Diptera; Muscidae
Product: GPN-loop GTPase 1
Exons: 4
Coding region: 67-1197 (376 amino acids)
Molecular function (GO): GTPase activity
Source: RefSeq, a predicted model, not a curated record
GUUAGCGACGUCGCUAAAUUCUCGCUCAUUAAUUUGUUUUGAAUAAAGAAUUCUACAUCUCACCCAAUGGCUGACAGUGAUAAAACACCUCUAUCUGUGGAAAAUGGACCUCAAUCAUCUCCCAUAUGUCUUAUUGUUCUGGGUAUGGCUGGUUCCGGUAAAACCACUUUUGUACAAAAGCUAACACAGACAUCGUUUGAGCAAUUCAAGCCCUAUGUUAUAAAUCUGGAUCCGGCAUGCAGGGAAACUCCUUACCAUGCUAACAUAGAUAUACGAGACACGGUCAACUACAAAGAAGUUAUGAAACAAUAUAAACUUGGUCCUAAUGGAGGCAUUGUGACAUCUUUAAAUUUGUUUGCCACCAAAUUUGAAAAAGUUGUUGAGUUAGUACGUAGAGCGGGAACUCAGGGUCAUAAAUGGUGCAUCAUAGAUACCCCGGGACAAAUUGAAGUGUUUACCUGGUCUGCAUCUGGAACUAUUAUAACAGAAGCAUUAGCCACCAUGUUUCCCACCAUAGUUGUUUAUGUUAUGGACGUGGUUCGAUCAGUAAGUCCCACAACGUUUAUGUCUAAUAUGUUAUAUGCCUGCUCAAUAUUGUAUAAAGCUAGAUUGCCGUUUGUGGUGGUAAUGAAUAAGAUUGAUAUGCAAGAUCACGAUUUCGCUGUUGAGUGGAUGACGGAUUUUGAAGCUUUCCAGGAAGCAUUGGAGAAGGAACAGAACUAUAUAAGUAAUUUAACCCGCACAAUGUCUUUAACAUUAGAUGAAUUCUAUUGUGGUCUGAAAACAUGUGGAAUAUCAUCCAAAACUGGAAUUGGCUUUGACGUGUUCUUCAACUUGGUUGCAGAAGGAGCACUGGAAUAUGAAAAUGAUUACAAGGCAGAGUACAACAAACUACGAGAAGAAAAACUAAGAGAACAAAAUAAGAAACAGGAAGAAAAGUUAAUGGAUAUAGCAAAGAGCAAAGGGGCAGGAAGUGAAAUAUUGCUAACAGGAUUUGUUGAAGAGGUGUCGAGUGGUCGUGAACUUUCUGAUGUCUAUUUGAAACAUCCCGGUAACGAAAGUUCUGAAGAUGAAGAGGGAAAUGAAGAAGAAGCGCCUUCCACGUUUCAAAUAGAGCAGGUGGAGGAACAGAAUUUCCAACAAUUUGUUCAAAAUCGUAUUGAUACACAAAAAGAGAAAAAUAAGCAAAUGAUGUGAUAUUUUUAAAAUAAAAUAUGUUUGCUUAUUGCAUU